AUGGGGAGGGCUGUGAAGUGCGCGUGUAGCCUCGGACUGAUGGUCCUGGCGAUGGUGAUGGUUGUGGGGAUCGCUGAAGGGCGUCGGCUUGAGAAAGAUAACUUGCUUGGCGGUGGUGGGAUCGGAGGAGGGUUCGGUGGUGGAGUUGGUGGGGGCUUUGGUGGCGGGACUGGUGUCGGUGGUGGCUUUGGAGGUGGUAAAGGUGGAGGGGGUGGUUUUGGUGGUGGUGCUGGUGCUGGUGGCGGGGCUGGAGGUGGCUUUGGAGGUGGAGCUGGUGCUGGAGGUGGCUUUGGAGGCGGCAAAGGUGGUGGUAGCGGGAGUGGUGGAGGUGGUGGUUCUGGCGGUGGAUUUGGAGGUGGCAAGGGUGGUGGAGCUGGUGGAGGCGGUGGCUUUGGAGGUGGCAAAGGUGGUGGAGCUGGAGGAGGAGUUGGUGGUGGAGCAGGUGGCGGAGGUGGUGGCUUUGGGGGAGGCAAAGGAGGUGGAGCUGGUGGAGGUGUAGGUGGUGGAGCCGGUGGAGGGGCUGGAGGCGGAGGUGGAGCUGGUGGAGGUGCAGGUGGUGGCUUUGGGGGAGGUAAAGGAGGUGGAGCUGGAGGGGCUGGAGGCGGAGGUGGAGCUGGUGGAGGUGCAGGUGGUGGCUUUGGGGGAGGUAAUGGAGGUGGAGCUGGUGGAGGUGUAGGUGGUGGAGCCGGUGGAGGGACUGGAGGCGGAGGUGGAGCUGGUGGAGGAGUAGGUGGAGGGGCUGGGGGCGGAGGUGGAGCUGGUGGAGGUGCAGGUGGUGGCUUUGGGGGAGGCAAAGGAGGUGGAGCUGGUGGAGGUGCAGGUGGUGGCUUUGGGGGAGGUAAUGGAGGUGGAGCUGGUGGAGGUGUAGGUGGUGGAGCCGGUGGAGGUGCUGGCGGAGGAAUCGGAGGUGGAGCUGGUGGUGGUGCUGGCGGAGGAAUCGGAGGUGGAGCUGGUGGUGGUGCUGGCGGAGGAAUCGGAGGUGGAGGUGGUGCUGGUGGCGGGGUUGGCGGUGGCUCCGGCGGAGGUUUUGGAGGAGGAAUCGGGGGUGGUAAUGGAGGGGGCUUUGGCGGAGGAGGCGGCAUUGGUGGAGGCUUUGGAGGCGGCAGCGGUGCAGGUGGUGGAUUGGGCGGUGGAAUCGGGGGUGGCGGUGGAGGAGGAGGUGGUGGUGGGUUCUAA
Molecule: messenger RNA, 1176 nt
Organism: Musa acuminata AAA Group (dessert banana)
Lineage: Eukaryota; Viridiplantae; Streptophyta; Magnoliopsida; Zingiberales; Musaceae
Product: glycine-rich cell wall structural protein-like
Exons: 1
Coding region: 1-1176 (391 amino acids)
Source: RefSeq, a predicted model, not a curated record